Messenger RNA from Pneumocystis murina B123, 1462 nucleotides. RefSeq lists its product as hypothetical. Gene Ontology annotation, cellular component: nucleus. Gene Ontology annotation, biological process: protein phosphorylation; regulation of mitotic cell cycle. Gene Ontology annotation, molecular function: ATP binding; cyclin-dependent protein serine/threonine kinase activity. NCBI's taxonomy places the organism in Eukaryota, Fungi, Ascomycota, Pneumocystomycetes, Pneumocystales, Pneumocystaceae. The transcript has 5 exons. The record is from RefSeq and is a predicted model, not a curated record. The coding region runs from base 32 to 1462 and encodes 476 amino acids.
CAAAAAAGACCAGUUUUCUCCCUGAAAAUAGAUGCUUCCAGCAAAAUCCAAGUGGGAUAAAGAGGAUGAUGAUCCUUUAGAUACACAGUGGUAUCUCUCAGAAAAAGAACGAAGAAAAAAGACCAAACAGGAGAGACACAGUGAAAAAACAAGUUAUAAAGAAAAUCUAGAAAAAAAAGAGGGUAGAAAUGAGACAAAAAGAGUUAAUAUAGAAGAAGAAGAAUCAGACGACCCGACAAAAUAUGAAAAAAAUGAAUAUUUGAGCGAUCCAAGAGUGAUAAACCAAGUAGAAAAGUCAGAAAAAAGUUUUAAAAAAAUGAAAUAUGAAUCAUCAUUAAAAAUGAGUCCAAAUAUAGAAAAAAAUACUGGAAUAGGUCAUUGUAGAAGUGUAGAAAAUUAUACAUGUUUAAACCAUAUUGAAGAAGGGUCCUAUGGAAUCGUAUAUAGAGCUAAAAAUAAUCAGACAGGAGAAAUUGUAGCACUAAAAAAACUGAAACUUGAUCAAGAAAAGAAUGGAUUUCCUAUAACAAGUUUAAGGGAAAUAAGAACAUUAUUUGCACUUGAUCAUCCUAAUAUUGUUAAUAUACGUGAGAUUGUGGUUGGUGACUCAUUGACUCAAAUAUAUAUUGUAAUGGAUUUUGUGGACCAUGAUUUAAAAUCUUUAAUGGAAGAUAUGACCCAAAAUUUUUUGCAAUCAGAAGUAAAAACAUUAAUGCAACAACUUUUAUCGGCAACAGCACAUAUGCAUAGCAAAUGGAUCUUGCAUAGAGACCUUAAGACAUCAAAUCUUUUGAUGACAAAUCGAGGAAUGAUAAAAAUUGCGGAUUUUGGUCUUUCAAGAUAUCAUGGUGAUCCAGCACCACCUAUGACACAAUUGAUUGUUACUUUAUGGUACAGAUCUCCAGAAAUUCUUUUAGGAACACAUAAGUAUGGAACAGCAGUUGAUAUGUGGUCAAUAGGAUGUAUUUUUGCGGAAUUAUUGACAAGAGAGCCUUUAAUACGUGGAAAAGGUGAAAUCGAUCAACUUUCAAAAAUAUUCGAUCUUAUCGGAGUACCAACAGAAGAAACUUGGCCAGGCUUUAUGAAUCUUCCUAAUUCAAAAAACAUGCAUUUUCCAAAGAAAAAAUCCAGUACUGGUUCUCGUUUACGAACAAAAUUCCCAUUUUUAACAAAUGCCGGUGUUGAUCUUCUUGCAAAUCUACUUACUUUAGAUCCAAAUAAACGGAUUUCUGCACAUGAUGCUUUACAACAUCGUUAUUUUACCGAAGACCCUAAACCUAAAGAUCCUGCUCUUUUUCCAACUUUUCCAAGCAAAGCAAGUGAAGAACGAUGUAGACGCUAUCAAAGCCCCGAUGCACCUCAUGCACAACAAUAUGAUUCUAUUUCAUCUUUCGAUUCACCUAAACUUUUUGAUACCCAGUCGACCACUCGUCCUAAUUAUUUUCAACUUCGUAUCUACUAA